Solanum dulcamara is the source of this 2424-nucleotide messenger RNA. Its product is annotated as SPX domain-containing membrane protein At4g22990-like. The transcript is spliced from 11 exons. Gene Ontology annotation, cellular component: plant-type vacuole membrane. Lineage: Eukaryota; Viridiplantae; Streptophyta; Magnoliopsida; Solanales; Solanaceae. The coding region runs from base 258 to 2342 and encodes 694 amino acids. Gene Ontology annotation, biological process: transmembrane phosphate ion transport from cytosol to vacuole. Gene Ontology annotation, molecular function: transmembrane transporter activity. The record is from RefSeq and is a predicted model, not a curated record.
UCUACACACACGAAAUUUGAAGUUCAAAAUCUACAAAAUUCGUAUUCACAGACGAAAAAAAUUCAAAAUUAUUGUUCAGAAAUCUGAAAGAUCACGAGUUUUUUGUUUGUUCGCAAAAAUAUUUAUCCAGCUCGGAGUUGCUCUGUAUUUCCGUCGAAUUCUGUGAAUCUGCAAAUUUCUACAGAGCUUAGUGUUUGUUGAUGUUCAUCUAAAAGUUCUUUUGCAAAUUGCAACAUUGCCGAUACGUACAGAUAAAAAUGGUGUCUUUUGGGAAAAAGUUGAAGGAAAGACAAAUCCAAGAAUGGCAAGGAUACUAUAUCAAUUACAAAUUGAUGAAGAGGAAGCUUAAGCAGUAUGCUAACCAAAGCCAAGCCGUAGUACUGGAUCGGCGAUUUGUUCUUAAGGAUUUCUCCAGAAUGCUGGACAACCAGAUCGAAACAAUAGUUCUCUUUUUGUUGGAACAACAGGGAGCUCUUGCGAGCAGAAUAUCUGAACUUAAUGAACAGAAAGAUUCUCUUCAAGAGGUGCCUGAAAUAUCAAAAAUAAAUGAGUUGCGGGAAGCUUAUCAAGCUGUGGGGCGUGAUCUUCUAAAGCUUCUCUAUUUCGUUGAAAUAAAUGCUAUUGGAUUGCGGAAGAUACUUAAAAAAUUUGACAAACGUUUCGGCUAUAAGUUCACUGAUUAUUAUGUCAAAACCCGGGCUAAUCAUCCCUAUUCCCAACUUCAGCAAGUAUUCAAGCACGUGGGAUUAGGGGCAGUUGUUGGAGCAAUAUCUCGUAAUCUUGCAGAUCUUCAAGACCGUCAGGGAAGUUACUUGUCAAUUUAUGACCAGCCAGCUCUUCCGCUCCAGGAUCCUGUAGUUGACUCGAUGCAAGCAGCUGUAAAUAGAUUAAGUCAUUCGACAAACUUCCUUAACUUUCUGGCCCAACAUGCACUUAUUAUGCAAGAGGAGUUACCCGCUCCUGUUGAGGAAGGAGUUGAUGAUCAGAGAUACCAUUUUAUGUCGCUCCUGUUGAACUUGGCAAAUACUUUCCUUUACAUGGUCAAUACAUACAUUAUUGUACCAACAGCAGAUGAUUAUUCUAUGAGCCUUGGUGCGGCUGCAACGGUUUGUGGAAUUGUGAUUGGAGCCAUGGCUGUCGCGCAGAUCUUUUCGUCAGUGUAUUUCAGUGCUUGGUCGAACAGGUCUUAUUUCAGACCUCUGGUAUUCAGCAGCAUAGUUCUUUUUAUCGGGAAUGUCAUGUAUGCAUUGGCUUAUGAUCUCAAAUCAAUACCAGUUCUGCUUAUCGGUCGUCUAUUUUGCGGUUUUGGUUCCGCCAGAGCAGUGAACCGUCGCUACAUCAGUGACUGUGUGCCACUUAAAAUCCGGAUGCAGGCUUCAGCGGGUUUUGUUAGUGCUAGCGCGCUUGGAAUGGCAUGUGGACCUGCACUUGCCGGCUUACUUCAGACGAAUUUUAAGAUUUACAAGAUAACCUUCAAUCAAGAUACUUUGCCUGGUUGGCUUAUGGCUAUUGCAUGGCUCAUUUAUUUGAUAUGGCUGUGGUUCUCUUUUAAAGAACCUGUUCGCGAUACUGAAAUAAACAAUGCUGCUCAAGAGUCUAAGGCCGAGCCUGAUUCCCUUGAAAAAGGCGUUGUGGAACCAUUGCUGUUAAAAUCAGCGGAGAAUCAACAAGAUGAGGAUGAACAAGGAGCCGACGAGAGUGAAGAAGCUCCCGAGGACUCUCAUAAACCUGCUAAUUCCAUAGCAGCAGCAUACAGAUUGCUCACUCAUUCUGUAAAGGUUCAAUUGUUAAUCUAUUUUAUGCUGAAAUACGCUAUGGAGAUUUUACUUUCAGAAUCUAGUGUCAUCACAACAUAUUACUUUAGCUGGUCAACAGGCACUGUGGCGAUUUUUCUUGCGUGUCUUGGCCUCACGGUUCUUCCAGUAAAUCUUGUUGUCGGGAGCUAUAUAAGUAAUAUGUUCGAGGACAGGCAAAUUCUAUUGGCAUCUGAAAUCAUGGUUUGUGUCGGGAUACUCAUGAGCUUUAAUGUUAUAAUCCCAUAUUCAGUGCCACAGUAUGUCUGCUCGGGGCUCUUAUUAUUUGUAUCUGCUGAAGUGUUAGAAGGUGUAAAUUUGUCACUCCUCUCUCGAGUCAUGUCAUCUAGGCUUUCUCGUGGAACCUACAACGGUGGCCUCUUAUCUACAGAAGCUGGAACCAUUGCGCGGGUGAUUGCAGAUGCAACCAUAACUCUCGCUGGGUAUUUAGGGGAGAGUAUGCUCUUGAAUGUCACUCUUCUCCCUUCACUCUUCAUAUGCGUAUUGUCCAUUCUCGCCACCUUUUGGACCUACAAUUCUCUGUAUUGAUUCUCUCAUGUAUUUAGAUGAAUUCUCAGUACUCAGAAAUCAUUUCUGCUUUCUAUUAUUUUAUCGAUUGAUUUAUUUGUUC